Carassius carassius (crucian carp) is the source of this 4348-nucleotide messenger RNA. RefSeq names its product netrin-G2-like. Lineage: Eukaryota; Metazoa; Chordata; Actinopteri; Cypriniformes; Cyprinidae. The transcript has 7 exons. Bases 1091 to 2998 code for a protein of 635 amino acids. The record is from RefSeq and is a predicted model, not a curated record.
GGACAUGUUUUAUGACUGACAUUAUUUGUAAAUCCAUACCUCAUCAAAAUCGUGCUCAUCUGAGUGUUUCUUUAGUGCUGGUUCCCUUUAUUGCUGAGGGCUGCAGCAAAGUGUCUUUAGCGGUGCCCUUUAUUUGUGGUCAGCAAAUAGCUGAGAUCAGGCUGAUUUAGGCUCUGAUGCUGUUGUGGUCUUUGAUCCCUGCACUGGCGAGCUUAUCAUUCUAUCUGCUGACUAGAUACGGCCACCUCCAGUGACACAUCGACUUCUCCUCCUGACCCUACAGGCAGCUCAGAGAUCCCUGGAUCACUCACCAGUACACCAGGUGACACAGGCAGAGACUAGAAACUUAAAGUAGUUUAGCUGGUGGAUACAGACUUGAUUUAUGAAACCUUAUUUGAUGGACGUGCUUUUAGCUCCAUUUUGCAUGAAAGUCAACAUGAAAUGCUAUUCACAAUGUAUUUUACUUUCAUAAUAUGAUGCAAUUCUGAAGGAAACAGGAUAUUUAGUGGGAUGAGAAUGUAGGAUGAAACUUGGUCGGGAAUUAAUUGGAUUGUGAAAGUGGACCUGACAAACUGAAUUACAAUAAUAUCAGUACCUUGAACUGGGAAAAUAAAUAGGGCUGAUUUCUAUUUCAUGUUGACUUUUAAGUUCCUUUUCAUUUCCAUUUAGUAGUAGAUGGACCAUAGUGCAUUGCCUGUCUGUGGUACACGAUUUAAGCUUUUCUGGUUGAUUUUAUACUAGUCAUGGAAAAACAUGUAAUAAUGUACAAUAAUGAAAUCAUUAAUAGCAUCUAAAAAAAAACUUUAUAAUCAGAAAUGUAUUUCAAUACAUUAAAACUAGAAAACAGUUCUUACCUAAAAAAACGAAGUGAUUAAACUUCUAUUUUAUACAACCAAAUGUAGCUAGAUGUACCCACUUGUAACUUUGUAUUAUUUUGCAUAAGUACAAGUUUGUUUUCUAAAGCUAAAUUAAAAAUAAAAGUGUGAACAGUAGGAGGUAGCUGGCCCUCUUUACUUACUCUCUCGGCUCUCGACUCAACGCUGUAAUUUUACUGUCCCAAGUGCUACUUGUGACAAGCUUUCUGCCCACAAUGCCAGAUGCUACAAUCUCGAGCCAGACAGACACCUCGUCUUUAACUACAAUGCCAUCUCCGUCUGGUCCAACACUCACAGUCGUACCCACAGCACCUGACCAGCCAGUUUCCACAGCACCAGAUGUGAUACCCAAUGUGGCCACCACAGCAACCGACACCAUGACAGCAACAACUGGCUUUGUUACAAGCAGUCCACUCUCUGUUUUUCCCGAGGUUACGGAUUCAUCGGCCUCAUCUUCUGAUCGCACUGCAACAACACUUAAUAUGGACACCCAAGCAAUAUCUUCUACAACUGUGGCAACAACACCUUCUGCAACCAUGGCAACUUCUGAAACAACAUCUUCAGCAUCAGCUAGCACAAUUCAACUGCCAACCUCUAUUGCUGUUGAUGCAGUUUCAAUGGUUUCUGAUAGAUCUCCAGUGGAAGCGGGUGCAGUGGUUACAGGAAGUACUGCGGUAACCAUUUUUACAAGCACAGUUGUGUCCUCAACUGAUGCUGCGAUUAAAACAGAUGAUGCACUCCCUCCAGACAUUGAUUUGAUUUUCCCAGCAUCUGCUGUUCCUCUAACUCCUGCAUCUGAUGGUGAUGCACCUGCAACUGAUGCCAUCGCAGCAGUAACAGAUGCUCCGGAGAUAUUUACAGUUUCUCCAGAGAUUGCUUCUUUUGCCCCAGUAACCUCAGACUCAAAUGCGACUACUACUGUGGCUCCUGAAGGUCCAGGUGAGGCAGAAUCAACCAAUGUAUCUGAUGAAGUCAAACCAGCUUCAGAAGGUCCAGGUGAUGGUGAUCAAAUUGUCAUAACAGGUGCUGAAACAGUCACAGAUGCUGGUCCUCAAACUAAUGCUGAGACUGACAGUAAACCUCCUUUCGAAGUAGUCGGGAAGAGUGAAUUUCCUCUUGUUGAGACAGAGGAGGAAAAAACAGCAACAAAUCUGGAGAAGAGAGAUAAAGAUCCUCCUGACAGUAAACCUCCAUCUGAAGCAGGAGAAAACAGUGAAGUUCCUUUAGCUGAGUCCAUGGAGGAAAAAACAGCAUCCAACUUGGAGAAGAAAGAUGAAGAUGCUCCUGACAGUAAACCUCCAUCUGAAGCAGGCGAAAACAGUGAAGUUCCUUUAGCUGAGUCCAAGGAGGAAAAAAAUGUAACAAACCUGGGGAAGAAAGAUAAAAAUGCAGGAGCCCCAGUAUCUGGUGACAUUAAGAAGAAUAACCAGGCUGGGAAAACCGGAGAGAGCAGGGAAGCCAAAGAAGAAAAGAAAGAGAAGGAAAAAAAGAAAGAAAAAGAUUUUGAAAAAAAAGACUAUGAGAAAAAAGUUGUUGCGAGGAUUUUGAUCCCUGGGGGUCCAAAAACACAGUUGUCAAGAAUUGCAUACAUCAGAUUUCAAGACUGUGAGUGCAACGGUCACUCAAAUCGCUGCAGUUACAUUGAUUUCAUCAACAUUGUGACUUGUGUGAGCUGCAAACACAACACUAGAGGGCAGAACUGUCAGCACUGCCGCCUCGGAUACUUCCGGAAUGCUUCUGCCGAGCUGGACGAUGAGAAUGUUUGCAUAGAGUGUAACUGUAAUCAGCUGGGCUCUCUACACGCCCGGUGCAAUGACACAGGCUUCUGCCAGUGUAGAGAGGGCACCACGGGCCAGAAGUGUGAGGACUGCCUGCCUGGAUAUACCUGGAAGCAAGGCUGCAUGCCAAACGUGUGUGAUGACGAGCUCCUCCUGUGUCAGAACGGUGGCUCCUGUAUCCAGAACCAGAAGUGCAUGUGUCCACCCAGCUUUAGGGGUGUUUUGUGUGAGCAGCCACGCUGCCAGGGUGAGAAAGGGUGCGAUGGCGCAUCAGCCUGCUACCUCAGCACACUGACGCUGCUGCUCUGCCUUCUAGCCAACAGCUUGCUUAAAGCCAGCGCCUAGAAACCCAUCUUAGUUCUGAUAUCAAUUCUAGACUACGCAGGCCAAAGGGCUGAUCACUGCGAACGGAGAGAGAGUGGCCUGAACCCAUACAGGCCCAGCCUCACGGUGCCGAAAUCUUUUUUGGAAAUGACGGUGGCUGCGCUGAGUUCAGAACGCCUUCAUGAGAAGAGCAGUUUAUUGCUUGUCUACUAGCAUCACUGAUCGCCUGAACUUUAUACCAAAAACAGAUUAAAAAGAACUUAAGUUCAGUUUAAACUCAAUCUAACGAAAGUUGAGAAAUAUAUAAAUAUAUUUCCGUUUCUUUGCAUUUCUACAUUCUCUGUAGUUUUGAAGCUCACCGAGGUACAAGCACUGCAUUUAGCCAGCUUGUUUUACAUACAACUAACAGUCAAUAUCACGGAAGCCUACUUAUGCCAAGUUAUUCUUCUCUUGAAGACUUGUUUUUACAUUUCUUUUCAUUUCUGCAUUGUUUUUGCAUCUUAUUGCCAUUGAGGUUGUAACAAGUAAAUGAAACCAUUGGAUAAGAUGUUUAAUUGCUGUCCCACUUGUAUGAAGAAUGAACGUAUCUAGCUUGUGUUUGAAAUUACGUUUAUGGAAUGUAGAAAGAGGUUUUAAAUUGUCACACUGAACAAAUAUACAUAUAUCGGUCUAUCUGAAAGGAAAUAUUAAGUAUUGUAUAUUAUGAUUUUCAAUAUUUUUUUGUAGAAAUGGUUAUUUUUGUUGAGUAAAUGUUACCAUUGUAAAGACAUUGCAGCCUUUAUUGCAGUUCAUAUGGUAUUCACACCAUGGUAAAACUAUUUGAUACAGCAGAGUGCAUCUCUAAUAUAUUUGGAAUAUUUCUCCAUCCAUAUCACUACAUUUAAAUAAAGCAUAAACGGUUUAUGACAUGCACAGCUUUAGCUCAAUGUAACCCGCACAUCAUCUUGUUACUGGCAUGUAUUCAUCAGUGCAGAUAUGACCGUAAAGGACUGCUCAUUAACACACUUUUGUGAUGAUACCAGUGAUAUAAGUUCAUAAAGCACAAAGUCCCACGAACCCCAAAUAAAUAAGUUACGAAGCACAGAAAAAAAAUGCAUUGUUAAAUCAGCACAAAUAGAAUGGCCAUUCAGAUUAACAAUUAAAAAUACAUAAUGAAAGUCAGCACACUGUAUAUCAUGCAAUCAGGUUAUUUGUCAAAUAAUUUUAUUUUCCUUGCGUGUCUCAAAGAAAUGCCAAAAUCUUUAGCGGCUCAUUGGCUUUUGGAUUUAUUUCACAUUUACAAAUGCUUUACAUUCAUGAUGAGCCUGGGUAAAUAAAAUACUAUGAAUAAAUAUUAUAAAUGAAUAAAACCUGACAAUCAGAAAGCACAAA